UUUAUGCAAAAUUUAAUCACCUUUUCUCAAUCGGAGCUCCCUAGCUAAUGACUAUAAAUCUUCUCAUCCCCUGCAAUAAUAGAGGUCCAAAUCCCAAAAAUAACAAACAGUGCCCCCACAAAUUACUAUGUUUCAGUUUUUCAGUUAUUACAGUUUCCUAAUCCCCUUCUCCUUUCUCUGCCUCUGCCGCCCUUCCUUUCCCGCCAGAAUAUUGCCAGAAUCUUCAUCAACUGUCAUAACCGUCGAUACCCACAACACCACCACCACCACGUGGCAUGGUUUCACUCGCUUCCUUGAUGCCGGGAAGGGAAGUCAAGUCAGUGGCAUGUCGGAGCUGAAGGAAUACUUCAACCGUUUCGGUUACCUCCCGAUUCCCGACGCGAAUAAUUUCACGGAUAUCUUUGAUAAGCAAUUCGAAUCGGCUGUUAUUGCAUAUCAAACUAAUCUGGGAUUACCUGUAACAGGUGAACUGGAUUCUGAUACAAUAUCGAUGAUCGUGUCCCCUAGAUGUGGUGUUAGUGACACAAAGACACAUGGCACAACGUUUCGAGCCACAAAACAUUUUUCAUAUUUUUAUGGUAAGCCUAGGUGGGGACGUCAGGCACCGGUGAUGCUAACCUAUGCGUUUUCGCAGAAUAAUACGAUUGAUUACAUAAGUUCAAACGACAUAAAGACAGUUUUCAAGCGUGCCUUUUCAAGGUGGGCACAGGUGAUUCCAGUGAGUUUCAUGGAAAUUGAAGAUUAUCCAUCAGCAGAUAUUCGAAUCGGGUUUUAUUACAGGGAUCACGGCGACGGACAACCGUUCGAUGGGGUUCUAGGAGUGCUGGCUCAUGCAUUUUCACCGGAGAAUGGAAGGUUUCAUCUUGAUGCAAGUGAAACGUGGGCACUUGAUUUCGAGACAGUUAAGUCAAGGGUGGCUGUUGAUUUGGAAUCAGUUGCUACUCAUGAGAUUGGGCAUAUACUUGGAUUGGCUCACUCUUCGGUUAAGGAAGCUGUGAUGUAUCCAAGUUUGAGUCCUAGGUCUAAGAAAGUGGACCUUAAGAUUGAUGAUGUAAAUGGUGUUCAAGCUCUUUAUGGGUCAAAUCCUAAUUUCACGUUUAGCUCCUUGUUGGCGUCGGAGAAUUCGUUUGACAAGGGAAGUGGUCUCAGAAAUACUAGAUCAUCAAAGUGGAACAUUUCUUUCGUGGUGGGUGUUUUGCUACUGUUCCUUUGUACACGGUGACACUUUAUUUUUUGGUGUCAUUUUCAGGGUUACUUUCUUUAUAUAUAUAUAGGUGUAGCAAAAAUUACACACUCAAUUGAAGAAAAAGAAUUCUUUUU
Messenger RNA from Populus nigra (black poplar), 1320 nucleotides. Its product is annotated as metalloendoproteinase 1-MMP-like. Lineage: Eukaryota; Viridiplantae; Streptophyta; Magnoliopsida; Malpighiales; Salicaceae. Gene Ontology annotation, biological process: extracellular matrix organization; collagen catabolic process; proteolysis. The coding region runs from base 128 to 1222 and encodes 364 amino acids. The record is from RefSeq and is a predicted model, not a curated record. The transcript has a single exon. Gene Ontology annotation, molecular function: metalloendopeptidase activity; zinc ion binding. Gene Ontology annotation, cellular component: extracellular matrix.